This is a messenger RNA of Ixodes scapularis (black-legged tick), 2617 nucleotides long. RefSeq lists its product as uncharacterized. The record is from RefSeq and is a predicted model, not a curated record. The coding region runs from base 340 to 1542 and encodes 400 amino acids. Lineage: Eukaryota; Metazoa; Arthropoda; Arachnida; Ixodida; Ixodidae. The transcript is spliced from 3 exons.
UUUCGUCGAACCUCUCCUCCGCCGCACCGCUGUGCGACCCUCUCCGCUUCCUCCUUUCGUCGAAGCCGCUUGGUCGAUGAGCUCCCUCUGCACGCCGGACUGUCAACCACGCACCGCCGCCGCCGCUCUGUUCCCCCCGGUACUCCCCGUCGGCCAAAUCGUCGAAUCCGCUCCGCGCCCUGAAAAGGACUUCCACGGAGACGCAUAUCUCCGAACUUGCUGGUUCUUCUACUCGCUCGUUCCGCUGUUGGUCUCCUUUUGGUGGAGAACAUCCGCAAGGGCAGCCGCCGAGUGUUCCGCAGGCGGCAGUUGGUCGUCAGCGUGUUCGACGAGGGAGCAAUGGCGAGCGUCGCGGCAGCGCCGACGGCUUCGAUCGAGGACGCCGUGCGGCUGGUGCCGUCGCGGCGCGGCAAGGAGAAGGCGGUGUACGGCGGACGGACCUUCACGCUCGAGCAACACAACGGGGACCGGUACCGGUGGCGGUGCGACGUGCGCACCUGCAAGGCUCGCCUGACGACCGACGUGUACGACGGCCGUCACAUGGUGUACCGGUUUCGACAGCACGACGAGGAACCCCACAAGAGCGUGACCAGAGAGCGGGCCACUCGCAAGGGCCUCGCCUCUUACAAACAGCAGCCCAGCGUGGAGAUCGGCGAGUACAGGUACAUCCUGGAGAACGUGGUAGAAGGAGUGCAGUUCUGGCGCUGCGAGUUCGUCCGCUGCCCGGGCCGCUGCCGGACAAAAGAUGGCGUCAUCGUGGCGGGUCCCUCGCUGCACGUCCACGACGCCCACCUCACCGCCGGCGACGGCGCGGCUGCAGACUGCGCCCAGGUGAAGAGCAUCGAAGAGGCGGCCCGUCUGGACCGGGAAACCGACCACUUCAUUCACGAGAUGGCUGCUAGGAUCCAACAAAAUCCUUCCCACGCCUUCUUUCCGAGCGGCACCGAGAUUUCCUCCACCUCGUCUGGCAACGGUGCCGACACCACGAAUCGGAUCGCCAUCAAGUCUGAACCCGCAUCGCCGAUCGUCCAAGUCGAGAUCAACGAAGAAGCGAUGGUGCAUACGGAUGAUGCUAACGUCAUGCAGAGUCGUGUGAUUACGCCCGAUAACUCCGUGACAGCCGAUUUCGAGGAGCAGCCUCGCAACGUUGAGAACGAAGCAGACGACAUGGAGUCUUCCGACCAGGAAGCAGAUGACAACGAGCCCGGUAGUCGUCUGCUGUGCAUCGCUUCGUACAAGAGUCUUGCCAAUCGUUCGGACGUUCCGAGCGGCUCGGGAGCAGCGCUGGGUUCGAGCUCGAGUCGUCUAAACGACGUACUGAGCUUGGUGGCGGGAAGUCAGGACCCGCGCGAGAAAGAGCUGAGGGUCGACGUACUUCUGCAGAUGCGUCGUCUGCUGGAGGCCGAGACCGACUUGCUGGUGCAGAAACAGAGGAGCGAAGCGUUGCGAACGGAGAUUUUACGCAGGAAACUUUCAGCUUCUGGCAAAGUCGGCGACGAGCCCGGCAGACAUUCAACGUCGGGUGGUCCUAGUAGUCGCUAGUAUAGUUCUACUGUGCUAGAUACGUACAAUUGUUCACGUUCACCCUGCUUUAAGCACGGAGUUCUUGUUUUGUUUAUGCACAAUGGUGGUUUGAAUGUCUUUCUUGAUUUAGGCUUUCCUGUUUGUUAUUUUGCAUUUUUGGGUCUCAGAUAAGGGCCUCCAUUACGUUCUAAAUAAUAAAGAUAAAAAUCCAAAUACUCAAGCGCCCAUAGGGGCGCCCCUAGUGGUUGCCCUCACCUGGUUUACCCGUACACGCCGCUUCGCGGCGGCCGAAUUCGCUAAAACGUGGCUCAUCGCCAUUUUCUCUAAACUGGGUUCUCCAUGAAGGCAUUCGAUAAACCGGGGUCGGUAAAACGGCGUUCGCUAAAACUAGCUUUUCUAAACCGCAUGCCUCCGACCCGAGGCUUGAGCAAAGUGAUAUUUGAACGACAGCUAUCUUGCCCCGUCGUAUUUUGUUUGAGAAAGCUUUCGUUCUCAACGCCCUCACCAGGGAAAUAAAACGUCAAUUUUUCUGAAGCGUAUGCUGUUUUGUAGUCAGCUGGUUUCGGAAACUUACGCCGUCUGUAGAUAUCUCUGACAGCCGAGCUGCUUAAUUGGAAGUCAUCGCAAAUAUAAGUUGCACGUUGCAGCAACCAACGCUUAUAGGUAAACGAUGGCAACGACUGCACUCUCGCAUUCCCAACCAUCACGUCGAACAAAAAUGCGCUAGUUUCGGUUUGAGGUCGGUACUUUUCUACAACAUCUACGGCGACAGCAUCAGUCUGCGCUCGAUGCAUUCGGCAAGUUCGUUCGGGGCCGGUUCUCCGUGCAGCACUCCGCGGGUGCAACGCAUUAGAACACUCACAGUACAAGUCUGGAUCGCGGAUCGGGAGCCCGUCACUGGCAUCACCGGCGGCCAUUGCUUGACAACAGGCAAUACACACAACUAUAAGAGAGAAACACGCAAAAGUAGGAAGCUUGUACGCGGUGCUCGAGGGCGAGCAUUUUAUGACGUGCUGCGAUCAUUCUAUCGCAUGCUUGGAGAUCAAAUAGACAUUCGUCAAGCGUUCGAACAUCGAUAAAAAACAAAAAAAAA